Carya illinoinensis is the source of this 3829-nucleotide messenger RNA. Its product is annotated as tyrosine-sulfated glycopeptide receptor 1-like. The record is from RefSeq and is a predicted model, not a curated record. The transcript is spliced from 3 exons. Lineage: Eukaryota; Viridiplantae; Streptophyta; Magnoliopsida; Fagales; Juglandaceae. Gene Ontology annotation, molecular function: ATP binding; protein binding; protein kinase activity. Gene Ontology annotation, biological process: protein phosphorylation. Bases 169 to 3510 code for a protein of 1113 amino acids.
UGGGAGAAGCGACAAAGCAGCAGCAGGAGUUGAAGACCGUGCUUUGGAUUUGGAAUUCGAUGUUUUAACGUUUUGGUUGUUCCCCAUCUCAUCGCCUGCUCCAUUGGUCCGACCACCUUCCGAUUCAUUCUCCGACUCUGCAAAGUGCAAACUGCUUAGCAUGAUGCCAUGAUCCCCGAUCCCCAAAGCGAAAAAAUGGCAACUAGCUCAGGUACCACCACUCUUGUCCUGUCUUCUUCUUAUUCCUCCUAUUGUCUUGUCGUCUCGGUGACAAGGGAAGGGAGAGUACAACAGAAGAGAUUCCCCUGCUCCUGCUUAUCCGCGAUGUUUGUCAGACUGUUUACGGUUCUGAUUCUUCUGUCUUCCUCUGUUUCUGCUGCCGCAGCUGCCUGCAACCCCCUCGAUCGUGACUCUCUCCUCUCCUUCUCCCAAAACGUUUCUUCCGCUUCCUCUCCUCUCAACUGGAGUUAUUCCCCCGAUUGCUGCGACUGGGAAGGGAUAUCUUGCAAGGCUACCGACGACAAAGGUGAUCUUCGGGUCACCCAUCUUUUGUUACCCUCCAGAGCCCUCGCCGGCACCAUCUCCCCAUCUAUCACGAACCUUAGCUGUCUCACCCACCUCAAUCUUUCCCGCAAUAGCCUCACCGGUUCUGUUCCUUCCGGAUUGUUCUCAUCCCUGAUUCAGCUCCGUAUCCUUGAUUUGAGCUAUAACCGUCUGUCCGGCGAAUUCCCAUCAUCCUCCUCGUCCUUCAGCAGUGGUGCCUUCCAGGUUUUGGAUUUAUCUAGCAAUCGGUUCUAUGGGGCAAUCCCGUCUGCAUUUUUCAACCUGGCGGAUACUUUGACAAGUUUCAACGUGAGUAACAACAGCUUCACGGGCUCUAUUCCCACCUCUACCUUCAGUGAUGGUAACUCUUCAAGCAACUCGAUCACGUUCUUGGAUUUCUCCUCCAAUCAAUUCAGUGGUCAAAUUGUCCGUGGGCUUGGAUUAUGUUCCAAGCUGGAGAUUUUCCGAGCCGGUUACAACGAUCUCUGGGGACCCCUUCCACCUGACAUUUACGAUGCUGCGGCACUCAAAGAAAUCUCGAUACCUGCUAAUAAUCUCUCCGGAACUAUUGGCGAUGGUAUCCUCCGCCUCACUAACCUUACAACCCUCGAACUAUACUCUAACCAAUUGCAAGGCCCCAUACCCAGGGAUAUUGGCAAGCUCUCCAACAUGGAACAUCUGCUUCUUCACAUCAACAAGCUUACUGGUUCUCUGCCCCCAUCUCUUUCGGAUUGCAUCAAUCUCACCACAUUGAAUUUACGGGUGAACCAAUUGGGGGGAGAUCUCGCUGCCUUCGACUUCUCCCCACUUGUCCGCCUCAAUACCCUUGACCUUGGCGAAAACCAGUUCACCGGUAACCUCCCUCCAAGCCUUUACUCUUGCAGGUCAUUAAAAGCUGUUAGAAUGGCCACUAAUAACCUCACAGGGCAGAUACUGCCCGACAUAGUUGCGCUGCAAUCUCUCGUUUUCCUCUCUGUUUCUAACAACACGCUGACAAACUUCACCGGGGCAAUCAGGAAUCUGAUGGCGUGCAAGAACCUCAGUACUCUUGUAGUCUCCAAAAAUUUCUAUGGUGAACCAAUGCCAGGUGAUGACAACACAUUGGAUCCAGAGGGAUUCCAAAAUAUCCAAAUUUUAGCUUUGGGUGGUUGCGGUUUCUCUGGUGAAGUGCCCAACUGGCUUGCUAAGCUUAAGAAACUUCAGGUCUUGGACUUGUCUGUUAAUAGGCUCGGAGGUUCAGUUCCUGCUUGGUUGGGUAGUCUGCCUAUGCUUUUCUACAUAGACUUGUCUGCUAACCUCCUCACUGGAGAAUUUCCCGUGGAGCUCUGCCAACUGCCAGCGCUUUUGUCACAACAGGAUUAUGAAAACGGUCAAAUGGGCCAGACUCAUCUGGAAUUGCCAGUCUUUGUUAUGCCCAAUAAUGCUAGCAAGCAACAGUACAAUCAGCUGUCCAGCCUUCCUCCAGCUAUAUACCUGAAUAACAACAGCCUUAGUGGCAAUAUCCCUUCUCAGAUUGGGCAAUUGAAGGUUCUUCAUUUGUUGAAUCUCAAUGACAAUAACUUCUCUGGCAAUAUUCCAGAUCAAGUUUCUAACCUCAAAAACUUGGAGAAGUUGGAUCUCUCCUCAAACCACCUAUCUGGCCCAAUCCCUGCUUCACUUAAAGGUCUAAAUUUCUUAUCUUGGUUCAGUGUUGCAAACAAUGAUCUUCAAGGACCAAUACCGGUGGGAAGUCAGUUUGACACUUUUCCCGCUUCCAGUUUUGCCGGGAAUCCACGGUUGUGUGGCACAAUCCUGCAGCGCUCUUGCCAUAGUUCACAAGGAGUUGAAACUCAUAAAGGCUCGAACAAAAGGCUUAUUAUUGGAGUCCUCAUGAUCUUUUUGGGAACUGGUAUUAUUGUCACCGUGCUAGCAAUGUGGAUAUUGUCUAAGAGGAGGGUAAUUCCAAGAGCGGACACUGACAAGAUUGAUUCUGAGUCAAUUUCUAGCAACUCCAAUCCACUGGUUCCUCUUGGGGUUGACAAGGAUACCAGCAUGGUAGUAUUGUUCCCAAACAAUGCUAACGGAAUCAAGGAUCUCACUAUAUCUGAAAUCUUGAAAGCCACAGAAAAUUUUAGUCAGGCUAACAUCAUAGGCUGUGGGGGUUUUGGUUUGGUUUAUAAGGCAACAUUGACAAAUGGCAGCAAGUUGGCUAUUAAAAAACUCUCAGGAGAUUUGGGACUGAUGGAAAGGGAAUUCAAAGCAGAGGUAGAGGCUCUGUCCACAGCCCAACACAAGAACCUGGUUGCCUUGCAAGGUUAUAGCAUGCAUGAGGGCUCUCGGCUACUAAUGUAUUCCUACAUGGAGAAUGGAAGUCUGGAUUACUGGUUGCAUGAGAAGGUCGAUGGUGCAUCUCAACUAGAUUGGCCAACUCGACUGAAAAUUGCACAGGGAGCGAGCUACGGGGUGGCUUACAUGCACCAGAUAUGCGAGCCACACAUUGUGCAUCGUGACAUCAAGUCCAGCAACAUCCUCCUUGAUGACAAGUUUGAAGCACAUGUUGCAGAUUUCGGAUUGUCCCGAUUGAUUAAUCCUUAUCAGACUCAUGUUACAACUGAGCUUGUUGGUACCUUGGGGUACAUUCCCCCUGAGUACGGGCAAUCAUGGGCAGCCACUUUGAGGGGAGACAUGUACAGUUUUGGGGUUGUUAUGCUUGAGCUACUCACUGGGAAGAGGCCUAUGGAGGUAUUCAAACCGAAGAUGUCCAGGGAGUUGGUUGUCUGGGUGCAGCAACUGAGAAGUGAAGGCAAACAAGACCAAAUCUUCGACCCUCUCCUUAUAGGGAAGGGCUUUGAUGAGGAGAUGCUGCAGGUCCUUGAUGUGGCCUGCAUGUGCAUCAGCCAGAAUCCUUUCAAGAGACCAACCAUCCAGGAAGUUGUCGAUUGGCUGAAGAAUGUAGGUGCAACACCCCUAGACCAGAAUAAGGAGUAGUGUACAAUUCCCUUCAACACAACUUUUGAAAAGAUAUGUAUACAUGUAACAAAAUUGCAUCUAUUAAUGCAGACCUUUCAAACAUCUUUUGUCCCAUUAUGUUGCUUUGAAGAUGAGAUUAAGUGAUUUAGUCCUUAGGAACCUCUAACUAGGGAUCAAUGACCUAUGUUAUAAAGGUAAUCACUUGCCUCUCUGGUUGUAUCUAAAUGUAGAGUUCUACUGCUUUGCUCAUAGCCUGUCAUGUAAAUAAUUGUUUUAGAACAAAUUCUGAUACCUCAAUUGGACUAAAAAUGAUAAAAGGUCUCUGAGGUUGCUCAUA